GCCAACUUGCCAACUUGCCAGGACGCUCUUGCUAAUUGACAAAUCAUUAACAUCGAAAUGAAGGUGAUCACCAUAACGGAGAUGGACGUGAGGGAUCUUCGAUUUCCAACGUCGCUACUGGCCGAUGGGAGCGACGCUAUGCACGCGGAUCCUGAUUACUCCUGUGCCUAUGUCACCAUAAAGACGGACAAUGGCGUCUCGGGGCAUGGCAUGACGUUCACCUUAGGCAGGGGCACUGAAAUUGUCGUAGAGGCUUGCAAGUCCAUGUCCAGGCUGGUCAAGGGCGAGAGGGCCGAUGAGAUAUUUGCCAAUUUUGGAUCGUUCUGGAGGAAACUGACGAGCGACUCGCAACUGAGAUGGAUCGGCCCGGAAAAAGGCGUAACCCAUCUAGCCACGGCGGCAAUCGUGAACGCACUUUGGGAUUUGUGGGCUCGUAUCGAGGGGAAGCCUGUGUGGAAACUACUAGCGGAUCUUUCGCCGGAGCAACUCGUCUCCACAGUUGACUUUCGAUACAUCACGGACGUUAUCACCAAGGAGGAAGUGAUAAAGAUGCUUCGGGAAAAAGAAUCCGGUAAAGCCGAGCGCGAGAAAUUCUUAAUGAUAAAUGGAUAUCCAGCUUAUACCACGCAAGUCGGCUGGCUCGGUUACAGCGAUCAGAAGGUUCGUCAGCUUUGCCACAAAUUUCUGAAGCUUGGCUUCACUUCCUUCAAAGCCAAAGUCGGCCAAAACGUGCAGGACGAUAUCAGAAGGUGCCAAUUAAUACGAGAAUCGAUUGGCUACAAAAACAACCUGAUGCUCGAUGCCAAUCAAACUUGGGACGUACCUGAGGCGAUCGAGUGGGUAAAGAAGCUUGCUCAAUUUAAACCAAUUUGGAUCGAAGAGCCAACUUCUCCGGACGACAUUUUGGGCCAUGCAGAAAUAGCGAGAAACCUGAAGCCUUACGGCAUCGGCGUGGCGACCGGAGAGAUGUGCGCAAAUCGCGUCAUUUUCAAGCAGUUGCUUCAGGCCAAAGCCAUUCAAUUCUGCCAGAUAGACUCAGCGAGGAUCGGGGGCAUCAAUGAAAUUCUUUCUGUUUACUUUAUGGCGGCGAAGUUCGGAGUGCGAGUUUGUCCUCACGCAGGCGGUGUGGGCCUUUGCGAAAUGGUUCAGCACCUUCAAAUGUGGGAUUUUAUCAGCUUGAGCGGCUCGAGCGAUGGUCGAGUCAUUGAAUAUGUAGAUCAGCAACAUGAACAUUUCGAAGACACUAUUAAUAUUGAGAACGCUCAUUAUAUGCCACCAAGUGCUCCUGGAUACUCUACCAAAUUCAAAAACAGCAGCCUCCUCGAUUACGAAUAUCCUCAUGGUAGAGAGUGGCAGCGUUUGUUUCAGAAUGGUACCUUUCAGAAGCCAAUUGACUAGAGAUUAUUUAUUUAUUUUAACAUCACUAUACAUUGUAAGUACGCAUUUGCAAGCAAUUGGCUCUUUAAAAAAUUUCAAAGCUGUACGGGAUGUUUAAAAUUACGUGCUUGUGCCUAUUUUUGUGCUUGUGUCUAUUUUUAAACAUAGUUCAAGAUAUUUCACAUUCACCAGACAGUUUAUCAUCAACAGACACGCUAACUUCACUCAAAUAUGUCAAUCAUAAUAUUAAGGAAGUUAGAGCGAUCCAGUUCAGUCAAUUGACAGGUUAAAAAUAUGGGUCAAAAAAUAAAAUUUUGUUUUCACGCAA
This is a messenger RNA of Cephus cinctus (wheat stem sawfly), 1705 nucleotides long. Its product is annotated as mitochondrial enolase superfamily member 1. The record is from RefSeq and is a predicted model, not a curated record. Gene Ontology annotation, biological process: carbohydrate catabolic process; amino acid catabolic process. The coding region runs from base 58 to 1398 and encodes 446 amino acids. NCBI's taxonomy places the organism in Eukaryota, Metazoa, Arthropoda, Insecta, Hymenoptera, Cephidae. The transcript has 6 exons. Gene Ontology annotation, molecular function: magnesium ion binding; L-fuconate dehydratase activity.